Molecule: messenger RNA, 1982 nt
Organism: Moneuplotes crassus
Lineage: Eukaryota; Ciliophora; Spirotrichea; Euplotida; Euplotidae
Source: the annotation of a GenBank genome assembly
AUGGGAAAUAAGCUAAAUUUAUGAUUAAGACCAAGAGAUAGCGAGUUGUCUUUUUCGAGCAGGAAGACUUCUCUAUCAAGAUCCAAAACAGAGAUUGACCUUGAAGUCAUACAAACCUUUGAGAGCAAAAUAGCUUUACUCAAACAGAACUCUUCUAUAGACGACUUUGAGCAACAAAAAGUCUUAAACGAUGCUCUCAGUGUCCUAAAUAUUACUGAAGAGCCUAUCAAAUAGAUAUUACAGAAUGGGAGAAGCAAUAGGUUCUGGAAAGUUUGGAAUGGUUAGAAAAGCAACAAGACUUCUUGACGUUACUGCUACUCCAGGCGACAAACCAAGAAAAUCAAUGAAGCCUCGAAGAAGUUUUCAGAACAAAGUGGCUAUUAAGAAGAUUAAGCUUGACCAAUUAGGAUCAAAGCUGCACAUAAUUGCUCAAGAAAUACUGACCCUAAAGAGAGUAGACCACCCCUCUAUAGUGAACCUUCUAGAAAUCUACAGAGACGAGAACACCCUAUAUCUUGUCAUGGAGUAUAUCCAAGGGAAAGAGCUAUUUGAAUUCAUAGUCGAACAAGAGAGUUUGAAGGAAUCAGAUGCCGCUUCUAUAAUAAAACAACUCAUCAAAUGUAUAUAUUACCUGAAUACAAAGAAGAUCGCUCAUCGAGACCUGAAGCUUGAGAAUAUCAUGAUCGAUCCUAUUAGUAAAAAGAUAAAACUCAUAGAUUUCGGGUUCAGCUGAUAUUAUUCAGAAGGACAAAAUAUGACAGAAAAGGUCGGGACUCCCUACUACACCGCUCCAGAAAUCCUUCGUGGUGAUGGUUAUGGCCCUGAAUGUGAUAUGUGGAGCAUUGGAGUCAUUGCAUACAUCCUUCUUACAGGUUCUCCCCCUUUCUACGCUAAAAGACCUGUAGACAUUUGAAGGAAAAUAGUUAAAGACUCUGUCAGAUAUGAUUCUGUAUGGGAAAAUUUGUCAGUUGCCUCUCAAAAGUUUGUCAAAUCUAUCCUUAUUAAAGAUCCCUCAAAGAGAAAUAAGCCAGAGGAUGCUUUAAAGAUGGAUUGGAUCCAGCAAAAAAUGGAAAAUGACUCCCAGAUCUCAUCUAAAGUGAUCAAGAAUUUAGUCCAGAUCCGUGAAGUUGAUGAAAUGAAGAAGGAGUUCCUCUUGAUCCUUUUCAACCAAAUGAAUGCAUCGAAAUAAGGAGAAAUAUAAUACUAUUUUCGAAAAACUUGAUGUUGACGAAGAAGGAAAUAUCAAAAUCCAAUCAAUCAUCGAUCAUUUAGAUGAAUUUGAAGGCAACAGUAAGAGAAGAGAUCGUCUCAAGAAGACCCUGACUAAGAAGAAAGACCUUAAGAUGGAGUACACAGAUUUUCUUACAAAAGUUGUUGACGUUAAAAAGAACUUCACAGAGGCAGAUCUUGAAGACGCCUUUAGGUACAUUGAUUCUGGAAAUAAAGGCUAUAUUGAUUUCGAUAUGCUCAGGGAUAUUAAGGAAAGGAAAGGAGAGAAAGUUGGUAAAACUGAAGAUGAGUGAUACAACAGAGUCAAUGCAUUCAGACACCAAACAAUCAAGCCUGAUCAUGAAAAGUGUUUUGAAAAUGAAAUAAUAGCUGACUCAGAGUUUACUCAAAAUAACAGAGUAUAUUCAUAUCUGCUCGAUACUCCAAACCAGGAUGAUGAAGAAGAGAAGAAAAUUAGCAGCUGAAGUAUGGAUAAAAGAAGCUCUAAAAUUUUAAAUGAAGCUUCUAAAAGCAACCCAAAAGAGACUUUGAAGGAGAAAAUGACUAUAGGAACAUUCAAAAGAUGGAUGCAGCAUGUUGAUAAAAGUCCUAAUGAUGGAUAUAGCUUCACUGAACCUCCAGAUACCUUAAUAAAGAAUAACUUAUCGCCUGCAACUCCAGACGUCGAGAAGUUCCCUGCCAAGACUGGUGGUACUCAGAGUUCUAGCAAGGACUAAUUUUAUUCAAAUUUUUACGAUAAGCUCCGAUUCUUA